Messenger RNA from Melopsittacus undulatus (budgerigar), 1029 nucleotides. RefSeq names its product alpha-2Da adrenergic receptor-like. NCBI's taxonomy places the organism in Eukaryota, Metazoa, Chordata, Aves, Psittaciformes, Psittaculidae. Gene Ontology annotation, biological process: adenylate cyclase-activating adrenergic receptor signaling pathway. Gene Ontology annotation, molecular function: alpha2-adrenergic receptor activity; epinephrine binding. The transcript has a single exon. The record is from RefSeq and is a predicted model, not a curated record. Bases 1 to 1029 code for a protein of 342 amino acids. Gene Ontology annotation, cellular component: plasma membrane.
AUGGACCCAGCCGAUGCCCUCUCCAAUGCCUCUGGUAAUGGCAGCAGUGGCAGCAGUGCUCCACACUCACCUGCAGCCAUGGGACUCAUCCUGCUGGCCGCCCUGGCUGUCCUGCUGGCCACUGUGCUGGGCAACACGCUGGUGGUGGUGGCCAUCUCCACCAGCCAUGCCUUGCGGGCCCCACAGAACCUGUUCCUGCUGUCCCUGGCCUCGGCAGACAUCCUGGUGGCCGUCCUCAUCCUGCCCUUCUCACUGGCCAACGAGCUGAUGGGCUACUGGUAUUUUGGUGGCCUGUGGUGCAGCCUGUACCUGGCGCUGGACGUGCUGCUCUGCACCUCCUCCAUUGGGCACCUCUGCGCCAUCAGCCUUGACCGCUACUGGGCCGUGACCCGCGCAGCCCGGUUGAACCUGCGCCGCAGCCCUGGGCGCGUGAAGGGGAUGAUCGGGGCGGUUUGGGCUGUGGCAGCCCUGGUGGCACUGCCACCGCUGCUGUGGGCCCGGCAGGGUGGCCGCCAGUGCCAGCUGACCCAGGAGACAUGGUACGUGCUGGCCUCCUGCACCGCAUCCUUCUUCGGCCCCUGCCUCGUCAUGGUCACCGUGUACUGCCGCAUCUAUCGCCUGACCAGGCGCCGGGCUGCAGCCCUCCUCUCUGCGCGCUCCCUGCGCCUUGCUGCUGCCAGCAAGAAGGGGCCAGGGAUCAGGAUGCUGGGCUGGCGGCACCAGAGCCAGCACCAGAGCGUGUUGCUGUGCCGCCGGCGGCUGAUGCGGGUGCAGGAGCGGCGCUUCACCGUGGUGCUGGCUGUGGUGAUGGGCACCUUUGUGCUGUGCUGGUUCCCCUUCUUCUUCACCUACAGCCUGGGGGCUGUCUGUGGGGAUGGCUGCCACAUCUCCAAGCCCCUCUUCAGCUUCUUCUUCUGGAUCGGGUACUGCAACAGCAGCCUCAACCCCCUCAUCUACACCCUCUUCAACCGGGACUUCCGAGCUGCCUUCCGACGGCUUCUCGCCAUCCCCCGCUGGCACUGCCCCUAG